GCAAUGCUGGCUUGAACUCGCUGGAUCACACGCCUAUGGAGGCCGAUGAUGAGAAGGAUAUGUAUGAGAGCAUGCUGACCCCAGAGUUCAUCAGUGCGCGACGCAGGGAGAUCAAGGAAAUCAAAGGUCGGGGACACGUCUUCACCUUUGUGAACAUGUCUGGCGGCCGCGUCACAGAGAUGGAGGAAGUCCUGGUCAAAAUGUCCCAGCAGAAGCACUUGAACGCUUUCAAUUGCCGUGAGAAGCAUGAGGUGCAUACUCUGCUAAGUCAUGUGAUGCCGGGUCGCAGCAAGAUGGCUGACCUGAAGCAGCUGAUCAUGGCAAAGUUGCAGGAAAAGGGACUCCUUAAUGCCAAAGGGAAGAAGAUUCCAACCAAAGGAAGGUCAAGGGACAAUCUCGACCCUGGCACUGUGGCACAGGAAUUGCAUGAGGAGUUGUACGGUUUGCCCACCCCCAAGAAACCAAUCGCUCAUGCCAGUUCCAAUGAGAUCGCCCCCACUGAACUGGAACUGGACAGCACUAGCUCUGACGAAGAAUCGACAAGUGGAAAGCCGAAAGAUAAGCAGCCUUCGCCUGCUGCCCAACAGCAAAUGAGAAGGGCAUCCCGUGCCAAAGGAGAUCCUAACGAUGAGGAGCAAGAGGAAGAUCCUGAUGCAAAAUGGAAAGAAGAAGCAUAUGAUGAGGAAGGUCCAAGAAAAGGCAAGGGCAAGGGAAGAGCCAGAGGGAAAGGACGUUCUCCCAAAGCCAUCAAGACUGCAAAGGAAGCAUUGAAAAAGAAAGUUUCGCCACAGGAGCUUUUGGAAGAUGCCGUCCCUGACAUGCGCCUCUUUCAUCCACCAGAUGGGUUUGCCACCAAGAAGUGGGGUCCUCAGAUUGCGAUGGAUCGAGGGGCUUCGAUGUAUGUCUACAAAGUGCCUGCAGCCCGUGUGGAGAAGCUGAAUAAGUUGAAUAUUGCCAAAGUCAACAAGCUGACCGGUGUUAGUUUGGGAUGGGCACGAUUUGGUGGAGUUCGCGAAGCGUGGGCAGUGGCCAUGGCUGUGGCUGGUUGGGUAAGCUUGGAAAAAGGAGCAAAGAAGCCUGAGUCAGAGGUGGAUGGGGACAUGGGGCGCCCACACCCCCAAGCCAAGUCGCCUUUUCGGGACAGCGUGCGAUCCCCAGAUGCAGCGCCUUGGGCGGAUGCCCUCUACCGCAAAAUGACAAAGGCAAAGAAGAAAGGAGCCCUACGUGCGCAAUUCCUGAAACAUGCGCCGCUGCGACCUGCAGAGAAGGCGCCAACAAUUGACGACACUAUGUGGAAGCAUGCUGACCUUCAGCCGGUCUUGGAGUUUCUGCGGGAGCAAAGGAAUGCAGGAACUUACGCAGCCUUGUUGAAGGCUGCCCAGAGAAAGCAACGGUGCGCAAAGCCCAAGGAUCCUGAGACAGACGAAGGAUGCACAAGUGGCGUGCCCACCAUCAAAGCUGAUGAUACAGCAGUGGAGGAAACGAAGAAAGCACUGGCUGAGAUUGGCAGUCACCCACCCAAAAGGUUAAAGAGGUCAAAUGAGGACAACUUCGAAAGAUUUGACUCCCAGGCCACUUUAGUGCUAGGAAGCGAAGACCAUCUUGAUGGAACUCCCAGAUAUGAGGCAGCUGAAGGUUCAGCUGGGGAAAGACUUGAAGGUGGUGAUGAAGUCAAGCCAAAUCACCCACGAGAGAAGAAAGCCAAAAAAGACAAGAAGGAGAAGCGUAAGAAGGAAAAGAAAGAGAACAAGGAAACAAGGACAGGGAAUGUGGACCGUCCCACCAAGGUGAAUGCUGCUGUCUCUGAGGACGACGGCGAAUGGGACGGCGAAGAACUACUUCCUCGGACGCUCGACUUCGAGAACAUGGAGCUGGACAUUGAAAGCGAUGCCCCUGAGGACUUGGAAGCUAUUCAGAGCGACUUAUGCGAGACAGUUGAUGACACCUUGGUUGAUGACAGCUUGGCUGACGAGAUGGGGGAGCCCAAUGGCCAGUCGGUUGAAGAGAUCAAAAAGAUGCUUUACCGCGAGCUUGAGGAGACGAAUAAAAAAGACCAGUCGAUGGAGAAGAGGGAGGAAUACAAAAAGCGAUUGGCAAAACAGAUUGAUGAAGAUGAACAGAAAGCAAAGGUGAAGAAGGAGGAGGCAGCCAAGAGAGAAAAGGAACUGAUCGAGAAGGAACUCAGAGACGAUGAGACCAGAGAGAAGUCAAAGGACAAGAGCCGCAAAGGAGCCAGACAAGCGUUAGAAAACCUCAAAGCACAGCUGGCCAAGGAGAAGGAGAUCCGAGCAAAGGCAGACAAAGAAGCUGAAGAGAAGGAGACGCAGGCCAUGUUGGCCAAAGAGAAGGAGAUCCGAGCAAAGGCAGACAAAGAAGUUGAAGAGAAGGAGACCCAGGCCAUGUUGGCCAAGGAGAAGGAGAUCCGAGCAAAGGCAGACAAAGAAGCUGAAGAGAAGGAGACCCAGGCCAUGUUGGCCAAAGAGAAGGAGAUCCGAGCAAAGGCAGACAAAGAAGCUGAAGAGAAGGAGACCCAGGCCAUGUUGGCCAAGGAGAAGGAGAUCCGAGCAAAGGCAGACAAAGAAGCUGAAGAGAAGGAGACCCAGGCCAUGUUGGCCAAGGAGAAGGAGAUCCGAGCAAAGGCAGACAAAGAAGCUGAAGAGAAGGAGACCCAGGCCAUGUUGGCCAAAGAGAAGGAGAUCAAGGAAAAGGCAAACAAAGAAGCUGAAGAGAAGGAGAACCGAACGCAACGACCAGUGUUGAACGGACACAGUGAUGAGGAUGAAAGACCCAAGAAAAGACAGCGGACCCCAGCACAACUCAUCAUUCACAAGCAGAAGAUGAGUUCCAGGAGCCCUCCGGAGAUCCGCUCUAUGGCUGCCAACGCACGUGGAAGCAUCUCGACUUGGGAUGGUAACAACAAGAUGGACAUGCUGCAGGUUCUUUGGGAGCAGUGGAUUCAAUCUGCUGGACAAUGGGACAAGAGCGAGCUGGUUGUCCAGGCAAGGUCAACAAUCAAGGGUACCAAAACAGGAGCCAGACGCUGGAUGCUCAAGUCCGACAUCGUUCAGAAGUAUGGUGACGAAUCCAUAGCCGAGGAGCUCAUCCGAGCCAAGGAGUCUGACCCCAAGCUUCGCCAGACCCAGGUGAGAGACCACCCAGAGCUUCCACACAGAGUUGACUUGAGGCUCUACCUCUGCUGGGACUCCAGCCAUGAGAGUGACACGGAAGAUGUUGUCAUCGAGCAAAUGCUGAACUGUGUGCAGAAGGACUCUCACGGACGUGGACGGGGCAAAGACAAGAAGUCCCGCAAAGACAAGAAGAAGCGCAAGCAAACAACUUCUUCGAGCACCAGCAGCCGAAGCAAGUCCACCAAGUCGAUGUCCAGCAAGUCAAGCAAGACCAGCAGCAGCGCAUCGUCGAAGGCAACGAAGGCAACAAAGGCAACCAAAGUGUCGAAGAAGAGCAAGAAAGCUAAGAAAGACAAGAAGAUCAGUAAAAAGACCAAUAGGAAGAGCCCUUCGCCAGAGGGACGAAAGUUGACCCAAGCACAGAUUGAGAAGGCAGAGAAAGAAAGAGUGAAAGCAGAAGAGAAGGCAGAAAAAGAAAGGAAGAAGGCAGACGAGAAGGCGGACAAGAAGAAACAGAAGGAUGAGGAGACUCAAAAGAAAAAAGCUGAGAGGGAAGCAAAGCAGAAGAUUGAGAAAGAGAAGCAGAAGGUCAGGGCAAGUGGCAAGAAGGCUCUGAACCAAGUGCAGCAGGCCCUCCAGGAUCCUGCAAAGAAGGAAACAAAGGUUGAAUCCAUGCAACCUGGGUUGCAUGUGAGGGCCGCUGGCUUCCGAGAUGCAGCCAAAGCCGUGCUGCAAGAGCAGAAAAAUCCCUUGAGGACAGCAAGAGCCGACCUGCAGGACGCCAUCGACAAGGAUGAGGAAACGGUCACAAUCCGAGCACCUCUGGCAAACCCAAAGCUGGACCCCCCUUAUGAGAUGAAGGACUUGAAGCUUUUAGAGCCCUUCUCGGUGGUCAGAUAUAUGUUUUGCGAAGCUGGACUUGCUGUGGACUAUGAAGCUGUGAAGAAAUUCUGUGCUCACCAUUGGGAAGUGGGUUCGCCCUGGGCCAAGGACACCACUGCAACGGAUCAGCACAUUCCCUUGGGGUUACAUGGGGACGGUGCCAAGAUAAGGAUGAUGUUGGUGGAAUGUGGCGUGUUUGGUGCCCGGAACCUUUCACUGCAACAACGGUUGGAUUCUGCAUACAAACGUUUCAAAGAGUUUUGCAAGAUACGAAAGAUCCAAAGCUCCCAGGUAUGCAAGAAAACUGGUGAGAUGCUCUUGACCGCGAAAGCGUACAACGGCCGACGCUUCAACAAGCAAAACGUGUGUACCGUGAAG
Cladocopium goreaui is the source of this 4388-nucleotide messenger RNA. NCBI's taxonomy places the organism in Eukaryota, Dinophyceae, Suessiales, Symbiodiniaceae. The record is from the annotation of a GenBank genome assembly.